GUGCGCAGUUGUUGCCCGGACCGGGCUGGUAAAUGGUGGCUCCGUGAGGGACAUUGGAUGACUUUGUACCGUUUUUGGCAGGCUGGUUGACUAGCGAGUCCAUUCAUUUAGACAGUCGGCGUUUGCCAAAGCGAUGGAGGCCCUUAUUCCGGUCAUUAACAAGCUUCAAGACGUGUUUAAUACAGUGGGCGCGGAUAUUAUCCAGCUGCCGCAGAUCGCGGUGGUAGGAACGCAGAGCAGUGGGAAAAGCUCCGUUUUGGAGAGUCUGGUAGGCAGAGAUCUUUUACCCCGUGGGACGGGCAUCGUCACACGCCGGCCUCUUAUUCUGCAGCUGGUGCACGUGGAUCCAGAGGACCGCAGGAAGACAAAUGAUGAGAACGACCCCAAUGCCUGGAAAAAUGGACGCCUUUACAAAGGUGUGGACGGUGAAGAAUGGGGCAAAUUUUUGCACACCAAAAACAAGAUCUACACAGAUUUCGAUGAAAUAAGACAAGAAAUUGAAGCUGAAACUGAAAGAGUUUCUGGCAACAAUAAGGGCAUUAGCGAUGAACCUAUCCACCUGAAGAUCUUCUCCCCUCAUGUGGUUAACCUCACAUUAGUGGAUCUGCCUGGUAUCACAAAGGUCCCUGUUGGUGACCAGCCCAAAGACAUUGAGAUCCAGAUCCGUGAGUUGAUCCUAAAGUACAUCAGCAACCCUAACUGCAUCAUCCUGGCAGUCACAGCUGCCAACACAGACAUGGCCACCUCUGAAGCCCUCAAAGUGGCCCGUGAAGUCGACCCUGAUGGCCGGCGGACGUUGGCUGUGGUGACGAAGCUGGACCUGAUGGAUGCUGGCACUGAUGCGAUGGACGUUCUCAUGGGCCGAGUCAUUCCUGUCAAACUGGGACUCAUAGGAGUCGUCAACAGGAGUCAAUUAGAUAUCAACAACAAGAAAUCUGUAGCUGAUUCUAUCCGUGAUGAGCAUGCCUUCCUCCAGAAGAAGUAUCCUUCCUUAGCCAACAGAAACGGAACCAAAUACCUGGCCAAAACACUGAAUAGGUUGUUAAUGCACCACAUUCGGGACUGCCUUCCAGAGCUGAAGACCCGUAUUAAUGUUCUGGCUGCUCAGUACCAGUCUCUGCUCAGCAGCUACGGAGAACCAGUGGAGGACAAGAGCGCCACCCUGCUGCAGCUCAUCACCAAGUUUGCUGCAGAGUACUGCAACACUAUCGAAGGAACAGCCAAAUAUAUAGAGACAGCUGAGCUGUGUGGUGGUGCUAGGAUUUGUUACAUUUUCCAUGAGACGUUCGGUAGGACACUGGAAUCAGUCGACCCUCUUGGUGGGCUUACAACCAUAGAUGUGCUCACAGCCAUCAGAAAUGCUACGGGUCCACGUCCUGCUUUGUUUGUGCCUGAGGUGUCGUUUGAGCUGCUGGUAAAGAGGCAAGUGAAGCGUCUUGAGGAGCCUAGUCUGCGCUGUGUGGAGCUGGUGCACGAGGAAAUGCAGAGGAUCAUCCAGCACUGCAGUAACUACAGCACCCAGGAGUUGCUGAGGUUUCCUAAGCUCCAUGAUGCUAUCGUUGAAGUGGUCACAUCUCUCCUCAGAAAAAGGCUUCCUGUCACUAAUGAGAUGGUUCACAACUUGGUGGCUAUUGAGUUGGCGUACAUCAAUACGAAGCACCCAGAUUUUGCUGAUGCUUGUGGACUCAUGAACAACAAUAUUGAGGAGCAGAGGCGGAACAGAAUGAGAGAGCUGCCCUCAGCUGUACCACGUGAUAAGUCUCUGAAGGGUCCCGGUGGUCAUUCUCUGUCCCCCAGUGAUCAGCCCCAGGCUGAGGGUGAUGCCCUCAAGGCGGCGGGCAGUCAGGGUGACCAGGAAGCUGGGACAGGGAACUGGAGGGGCAUGCUGAAGAAAGGAGAGGAAGCCCAGGCAGAUGAUAAAUCUAAACAGCAGGGACCUCUACCAGCCAGCCCACAGAAAGGCCAUGCAGUCAACCUGCUGGAUGUGCCUGUCCCGGUUGCCAGAAAGCUCUCAGCUCGUGAACAGAGGGACUGCGAGGUCAUCGAGAGGCUGAUAAAGUCCUACUUCCUGAUUGUACGCAAGAACAUCCAGGACAGUGUCCCAAAGGCUGUGAUGCACUUCUUGGUGAACCAUGUAAAGGACAGUCUGCAGAGUGAGCUGGUGGGGCAGCUAUAUAAACCGGCACUACUAGAUGACCUGUUGACUGAGUCGGAGGACAUGGCCCAGCGCCGGAACGAAGCUGCAGACAUGCUCAAGGCCUUGCAAAAAGCCAGUCAGGUUAUCGCCGAAAUCCGGGAAACACACUUGUGGUGAGGGUCCCUAACUGCUGCACAGCUCCCCCAUCGCCCUCCCUACUGUCUGCACUCAGUCCAGCCUGGCGGAUCUCUCAGACAGCCAACUUGAAAAUGCACUGGUGUCAGUUUGUGUGUGGAUUAUAUAGUUUUAUGACGUCACAUGCCAUGGACUCUCAUUGAAGUACACUGAGGGCAGCACAUAUCAUCUUGUCACAACCGCACACCGUCCUCUCCGGUAGAGUCUUUCAGAAUCGUAAAUAUAUAAACAACCAUGUAAGCCUCAUUUCAGUGUGCGGCCUCCCAAGCAAUGUGUGUCCCAGAUGUAGCUUUGAUUAAAGAUAGUAAUGUAAAAAGAGAAGCUGAAUGCUGUGUUUUCUGAGCGUCUGUGGUUUGAUGAAAAGAAUGUCUUGUGGGUUUGAUGUCAUUUCCAUAAAUAAAACAUAUUUUACUGUUAGAUGUUCUUGAGAGAAGAUAAACAUUUGGCUGCAUCUUA
Molecule: messenger RNA, 2788 nt
Organism: Colossoma macropomum (tambaqui)
Lineage: Eukaryota; Metazoa; Chordata; Actinopteri; Characiformes; Serrasalmidae
Gene: dnm1l
Product: dynamin 1-like
Exons: 20
Coding region: 134-2314 (726 amino acids)
Biological process (GO): mitochondrial fragmentation involved in apoptotic process; mitochondrial fission
Cellular component (GO): mitochondrion; microtubule; cytoplasm
Molecular function (GO): GTPase activity; GTP binding; microtubule binding
Source: RefSeq, a predicted model, not a curated record